UGAUAUAUAGAGACUCAGUUAGACACAUCAUAAAAGAAGAUGAGUAAAUAGAACUAGUCAUGAAUCAGAGAAAAACAACAAUGAAUGAGACUGAAAGUUUUUAGGGUUCUUUUCUUUCUUUCUGUUUUCCUUCCUUCUUAUGAUCUUAUCUCUUCUUCUUUGCCAAAAAUCUAAGAAAGAAAUGGUUUUCUUCUUUGGAGUACGCGCCUGUGAUGAACUGAUGAAGCCCAGCCCAUGAAUAGCCGGCCCAAAGUCGGUCAGAUUCUUCAGAGUUUCUUUGUUUUCUCUGUGUAAUAAUCAGUUUAUCUGUAUAUUUCUGUGAAGAGAAAGUAAACCUAGAGGGAGAGAGAAAGAAAAAAUAAAAAAAAAAAUGAAGAGAGAGUAUGAAGAAAGUAGUAGUGGCGGUGGUGGUGGUGGUGGUUUAGGAGGAGGAGGAAUUGGUGGUGGUUCUCGGUCAGGUGGAGGUUUGUAUUCAAUGGUGGAAUCAUCAGUUGGAGGAGGGAAGAGUAAAAUGAUGUGGGAUGAAGAUGAACAACAAGAUGCAGUAAUGGAUGAAUUAUUAGCAGGAUUAGGUUAUAAAGUGAAAUCAUCAGAUAUGGCACAAGUAGCACAGAAAUUAGAACAAUUAGAAAUGGUUAUGCAAGUGAAUAAUAAUAAUGCUAAAGAAGAUGGAUUACUAUCACAUCUCUCAUCAGAUACUGUCCAUUAUAAUCCUGCUGAUCUUGCUACUUGGCUUCAAUCUAUGCUUACCGAAGUUAAUCCUGAUAAUUUUGAUCCACUCAGUAAUAUUCUUCCUCCUCAACAACAAUUAUUCGAUGAUCCUUUUAAUAAUAUUCUUCCUCAACAACAAGAAAUACCUGAAUCUUCAAUUAUUACUAGUCUUGAUUUCUCUAAUUCAAGACAGAUCUAUGAAGAAACUACUUCUGAUUAUGAUUUAAGAGCAAUUCCAGGUGGUGCAAUUUGUGAACCUGAUAAAAAGAGAUUAAAACCAUCGUCGCCACCGCUACCAGCAACAACUGCAUCUGGAUCAGGUUCAGCUUCAUCGUCAUCAUCAUCAGCAAUAGUUACAGUAGGAGGAGGAGGUGGUAUUGGAAUUGGAUCUUCCGCAGCGAGUCUUACAACUGAGUCAAGUCGUCCUGUUGUCUUAGUCGAUUCUCAAGAAGCAGGAAUACGUCUCGUUCAUACUCUAAUGGCCUGCGCAGAAGCUGUUCAACAAGAAAAUUUAACAGUGGCGAGUCAACUUGUCAAACAAAUCGGCUUGCUUGCUGUUUCUCAGGCUGGUGCCAUGAGGAAAGUAGCUACUUACUUCGGUGAAGCCCUAGCUCGUCGAAUUUACAGUCUGUACCCUCAAGAGUCCCUUGAUUCAUCCUUUUCAGAAAUCCUCGAGAUGCACUUUUAUGAAACUUGUCCGUAUCUCAAAUUCGCUCAUUUCACUGCUAAUCAAGCCAUUUUAGAAGCUUUCGAAGGUAAAAGUCGUGUUCAUGUUAUUGAUUUCAGUAUGAAACAAGGUAUGCAAUGGCCGGCUCUAAUGCAAGCUUUAGCAUUAAGACCUGGCGGUCCUCCGGCUUUUCGAUUAACAGGUAUCGGUCCACCCCAACCUGAUAAUACUGAUGCUUUGCAACAAGUUGGUUGGAAAUUAGCUCAAAUUGCUGAAGCUAUUCAUGUGGAAUUUGAAUAUCGUGGUUUUGUCGCCAAUUCUCUAGCUGAUCUUGAUGCGUCAAUGUUAGAUAUUCGUCCUAGCGACGUUGAAACCGUUGCGGUUAAUUCAGUUUUCGAACUCCAUCGAUUACUCAAUCGAUCAGGUGCAAUCGACAAGGUAUUAACUUCAAUUAAAGAAAUGAAACCAAAAAUUGUUACAAUUGUGGAACAAGAAGCAAAUCAUAAUGGACCAGUAUUUAUGGAUCGUUUUACUGAGUCAUUACACUAUUACUCAACUCUGUUCGAUUCGUUAGAAGGUUGUGGUAUGUCUCCAGUUGAUAGCCAAGAUCAGUUAAUGUCUGAAGUUUAUUUGGGUCGUCAGAUCUGUAAUGUUGUAGCUUGUGAAGGCAUUGAUCGAGUUGAAAGACAUGAGACACUGAGUCAAUGGAAAGGGAGAUUAGAAUCGUCGGGUUUUGCACCUGCUCAUCUUGGUUCUAAUGCUUUUAAACAAGCUAGUAUGUUGUUAGCUUUGUUCGCUGGUGGCGAUGGUUACAGAGUUGAAGAAAAUAAUGGUUCUCUUAUGUUAGGUUGGCAUACUCGUCCUCUCAUUGCUACUUCGGCUUGGCAACUUGAUUCUCAGUAAGUCCUUCAGAGCUAAGUUUGUUCUUCUACCAUGUGAGAAAAUGAAUCCACACUCCAAUGUGAGUUUUUUUUUUCUUUUAUCUUUGUUACUACUCCUUAGGUAAUUUUUUUGGUUAAGUCUCUUUUUCGUGUUGUUUUAGUUUUUUUUCCGUCAUGCCUCAAGUUCUCAACUAAAAUGGUGGUUGUAUUGUAUUCUAUAUAUUUCCCUAAUAAAGUAGAAAAUUUAAUUUUUCUUUUU
Messenger RNA from Papaver somniferum (opium poppy), 2518 nucleotides. RefSeq names its product DELLA protein GAI1-like. NCBI's taxonomy places the organism in Eukaryota, Viridiplantae, Streptophyta, Magnoliopsida, Ranunculales, Papaveraceae. The transcript has a single exon. Gene Ontology annotation, cellular component: nucleus. Bases 371 to 2281 code for a protein of 636 amino acids. Gene Ontology annotation, molecular function: sequence-specific DNA binding; DNA-binding transcription factor activity. Gene Ontology annotation, biological process: regulation of DNA-templated transcription. The record is from RefSeq and is a predicted model, not a curated record.